AAUCCAUUCACGACUAAAAGCACUGGAGAAGGCUGUCACUCAUUGCAGGUAACCUCUCAUUUCACUGCUCUGUUCAUGUGCUCGAUUCUUGUUGUUGUUGAAGAAGAAGGUGAGUGAAUUUCAUUAUAGAACAGGCUUCUGACUUACAACAUCGUUGCAGAAUUACAGAUAGAAGGAUAGUUAUCAUAAUCUAGCCGGAACAAUACCCAAACGACGUGGCCAUAUGAGCGCGUCGUCAAGUCCCAUUCUGCCAUAGAAAUGCAAUCACUUUGGACCUGAAAUGGAUUUUCCAUCAAGUUUGUGGUGCAACUCGGCAAGGCUGGCACAAUAGCGAGCCCCACUCCACUCUGCAGCCUCUCAAGUCCCCACCACAAAAUAUCCACCAAGUCCACGGGCACAAGUCUUCCUCAAUUACAAGGAGUAAUUUCUUCUUCUUCUUCUUCUUCUAUCUCUUUUGUACGCCACAUGCUGCUUAUCUAUCCACCAAACAAUUCUUUAGACCUUUCCUCCCUCCCUCCUUUCCCAGCUAGCUUCCAUCUAGAUCAUCGAUUUUUCCCCUCAUAACUGAGAUUGCUUGGUACUGUUGAUUAGCUUCCCAUCAUCAUGGCUGAAGCCAUUGUUUCCGAAGUCCUGGUCCAGCUGGGUUCAGUCCUCACGGGAGAGCUCAAUCAACAUGUGAGGCUUGUCCGAGACGCAGAGAAAGAUGUCGAGAAGCUCACUUCUACUUUCACCGCCAUUGAAAGACUGCUGCUGGAUGCAGAAGAGAGGCAGCUGAAGGACGAAGGCAUCCGAGGCUGGUUGAAGAAGAUCAAGGACGUCUCCUACGAGAUCGAUGAUGUGCUGGACGAGUGGAGAACCAAGAUCCUCAAGCGUCAACUCAAGGCAGACGGCAGAGAUCAGUUGAAGCUGUUUCGGAUCUUCGGUGUUCUAAAACGAGUAUGCUCUUUUCUUCCUACUUACUGUUGCUCUGCGGGUAAAAUUUGUCUUCGUUAUGAUAUCGCCUCAAAGAUAAAAAGUUUGAAUGAGCGUCUGGAUGAUAUAGAUAAGGAGAAAAAUAGGUACAAUUUUACUCCCAGGGAGAAGUCUUCAUACACAAGUUUGCAGACCAGUCCCAAUAUCAAUUUGUCCGAGGUGAAAGGCAGAGAAGAAGAGUUAAGAAUAUUGAAGGACAAGUUAUUGGAUGAUGAAAGUGUCAAAAGCAUAUCUAUCCAAGGUCCCGGUGGGUUUGGGAAGACCACAUUGGCCAAAAUGAUAUACAAUGAUAAGGCAGUGGAAGCUUAUUUCGACAAAAGGAUAUGGGUCUGUGUGUCCAAUCAUUUUGAUCAAGCAACUGUUGCUAAAUCCAUACUCGAGUGUUUCAAUCAAUCUACUUCAGAGAGUAGUUCACUAUCGCACAUGUUGGAACGUAUUAACGCACAUACGAUGGACAAGAAAUUUCUUCUAGUUCUUGAUGAUGUUUGGGAAGAUAGUCGGAGCCAAUGGGGAGAACUAAUAACUUCUGUUUCUCACGGAUUACCUGGAAGCAAGAUCUUGGUGACUACAAGAAAGGAGGAGGUUUCCCGGGUUUUUAGCUGUAUGGACGAUAAUAUUUUGCCUUUACAAAAGAUAUCUGAUGGUGAAUGUCGGACUAUUUUCACACAAAUUGCAUUUUAUGGAUGGAGCGAUGAGGAGAGGGAACGUGUAGAAGAACUAUGUGAAAAAGCAGUAAAAAAGUGUUCUGGUUCACCGCUUGCGGCAAAAGUUUUGGGAGGGGUACUACAUGUGAAAAAAUCUAAAAGGGAUUGGAAGCAACUUCUGGGAAGUGAAAUGUGGCGGAUAGAGAAAGGAAGAGACGAAGUUAUUGCUCCUCUAGCUUUGAGUUACUAUGAUUUGCCUCCGACGCUUAGACAGUGCUUUCAGUUUUGUUCUGUAUUUCCGCAGGAUUAUAUAAUGGAGAAGGACGAAUUGAUUAAGUUGUGGAUGUCACAGGGUUUUCUAAAAGCAACAACGAACCAAGAUAUGGAGGAAGUCGGUGAAGAGUACUUUCAAAUGUUAGUUAUGCGAUCAUUCUUCCAAGAUUUGGAAAAGGAGCUGUAUUUGAAUAAGGAAAAAUUAUAUUGCAAAAUGCAUGAUUUGGUUCAUGAUUUUGCGCGGCUUACAACCAAGAACGAGUGCAUCAGCAUCGAAAAGCAAGAUGCAAAUAGCUCAUUACCCUUGAUCGACAAUGAAGUUCGUCAUUUUAUGGUAAAAGACCUGAGUAGCGAGGAAGUUACAAAACUGAUAGGAUCCAUCGGAUGUUCGCACCUCUCUUUAACAAGGCGUAAUAAUUAUCUACGGAGCUUCAUAGCAAGAUGGUGUGGAGGUGGCAUCGAACCUGAUGCAUAUGCUCAUCUGCGAGGCAUAAGGUCGUUGGUACUCUAUCAGCAACGUGGUCUGGAAGAAAUACCAUCAACAAUCAUGCAGCUAAUUCAUUUGAGACAUUUGGAUUUAUCUUUUAACAGAUACUUGAAGGAGUUGCCGGAGGAAAUAUGCGAGUUGUAUAAUCUAGAGACUCUGCUCCUCAAUGAAAAUUUGAGCUUGAAGAUGCUCCCUAGUGGAAUGGGGAAUAAGCUGGUGAACUUAAAGCAUCUCGAAAAUAGCAGCGUCCCAGCGGUGCUCCCCAGAUCAAUGGUCAGGUUGGCUAAUUCCCUAAAGACAUUAACCCUAUUUAAUGUAGUGAAGCUGCAGGAUAAGGAGGUAGCUACCAAUAUUGGUGAUCUAGAGUGCAUGAACCAUAUCCAGGGAUCCCUUACAAUAAGCGGGUUAAGUAAGGUAGCGAAUUGCGAGGAGGUGAAGCGUGCACAGCUCGCCAAAAAAGAAUCUUUGACUUGGUUAAUGCUGGAUUUCGACGGGGGAGACUACUAUGUCUAUGAGGAAGAACAAGUGUUGGAAGCCAUAAGGCCAUCAUCAAGCUUGGAAAGACUAUACAUAGGAGAGUACAGGGGAGUGAGCAUAUUCCCUAGCUGGUUACUGUCACUCUCCAACUUAACAUCCCUAGAAUUCAAUGGGUGCUAUCAAGUGGAGCAUCUUCCCCCUUUGGGCGUCCUGCCCUCCCUCGAAGAGCUUCGCUUGUUUGACAUGAAGAAAGUGGAGAAGGUUGGGGUUGAGUUCUUGUGGGAGACUAGUACUGUGAUACAGCAGCAGCUGCAGAAGAAGAAGAUGGGUAACAACAACAAAGGCCGUGAUAUUAUUAUUACUGCAUUCCCCAAGCUCACGUGGCUUUCUUUUUGGGGGAUGACUAAUUGGGAAGUGUGGGAUCUAGAGAGCGAUGAUCGGGAAGCUGGGGGAAUGAUCAGCUCGACGACGACGGUGAUGCCCCGGCUGCGUUACUUGGAGUUGUACGGGUGCAAUAAGCUUCAAAAGGUGCCGGAUGUGCUUCUCCGGAAAACCACUCUGGAGCGGCUGGUAAUAGACUACAGUGGCGGGCUGGGGAAUUACAGGUUCGAACCCAAGAAUCCCAAAAUGGUGCCGGAUGAGGUGUGGGACAAAAUCUCUCACAUCCCCACCAUUCGCCUCCAAGGAGAGGACAUCCGAACAAGAUUCAAGAGCGAGAUAGAUGCCAUGUCGGGAAUCGGCUGCUCUAAUAGCAAACCGAAGGAGGAAGAAACAGGACAUCAUGAUGAUGACGACGACGACCAUCAUGAUGAAGAAAUACGUUCAGAGUGAGCAGAGCAAGAGCAAGUGAGCAACGCACUCAUUCGUUCUUCCGGCCAAUCACCUCCCCUCGGUCGGUCGAACCAAUCAUCCGCCCAUCUCCGCUAGCAGCUGCCACCCGCACCCGGCUGUCGUUCAGUUAUCUUUUUACAGCACAACUUAAUUUCAGAUUGAUGCUUCAAGUAUUGUGAUGACAUUUGCUUGAACUGUUUUAAGACAACAAUAAGAGUGUGCAAACAGAACCUCUGCCUUGAUUGUUUUGCGAGGAUGUCUGUGUGCUGCUUGUUUGUUUUGUGUCAUUGUGCUCUUGGGAGAGUUACCAGAGCUGGAGUUGGCAAACAGAACCUCUGUCUCUGGACUGGAGGAAGUCUAUCUGCUGUAUGCGAGUUUGUUUGGUUUGUUUUGUGUCGACGUUGUGCUUUGGGGAGAUUGGAGAGUUACUACAGCUACUCAUCUAGUGGCAUAACAAAUUCUCUCAUUUCUUCGUCGGUAGUAUUCUACCGUAUGUAUCGUUGUUAAGCGUCUUGUUAAUUUCUCUUUUCUAUUUGUUUUUUUGCCUUCUUGGCUUAUGUUGGUAAGAACAGAAGAAAACAGAGCCUUUGUGCCUGUAGUAUUAUUAUCAAUAGAUUGAUCAAUGUAAGCCUGCGUGCAUGUUUUUGAGACACAGGAGUCAUCAUCGGCUGAAUUUUGGUAGCAACAGCAGCUAUAAAUGUAUUUGGUUCGGUGAAUUUGUGAAACGUAUGCUAUUUGUUUCAAUAGCGUGUUAUUAGGCAUCAGGAGCAGGGAUCAACCUGACACGGCUGCAUCGAAGAGUGUACUUGUUUGCUGGAGCCAUGGUACCACCCUGCAGAUGGAGGAACAGGCGAUGGACGACGGACCGCGAGUUCGUCGGAUCGGGCAGAGAAAGGAGGUGAUGAGGCUGAUUGCUAGGAAUGGCAUUGAAGAGUGAGCAUGGAUGAUAUCAAGAGGCGUAUGUCGUUGUGAAAAAUCAGUUCUGGAAGUGGAAUGUAGGCAAGUAGCAGCAGAGCAGGAUGGUUAGCACAAAUUGCAUUUUAUAGAUGGAGCGAUGAGGAUAGAGAACGUGUUGAAUAUCUUUGCGAGAGAGUGGUAGAAAAGUGUUCCGGUUCACCGCUCGCUGCAAAAGUUUUGGGAGGGGUACUACAUGUGAAAAGAUCUAAAAGGGAAUGGAUUCAGCUUCUGGGAAGUGAAAUGUGGGAGAUGAAAGAAGGAAGAGAAGGAGUUCUUGCUCCUAUAGCUUUGAGUUACUAUGAUUUGCCUCCGGUGCUUAGGCAGUGCUUUCAGUUUAGUUCAGUAUUUCCGAAGGAUUACCAAUUGGAGAAGGACGAAUUGAUUAAGUUGUGGAUGUCACAGGGUUUUCUCGAGGCAACAACGAACCAAGAUAUGGAGGAGGUCGGUGAAGAGUACUUUCAAAUGUUAGUUAUGCGGUCUUUCUUCCAAGAUGUGGCAAAGGAGGAGCAGUUGGGUGAGAAAAAAACACCGCGAAUUGUCUGAUGAUGUCGAACAAAAGAUUAAACUUGCUGUACAAGGCUUCAUCGACACUGUCAGUUUAAAACACAACUACUCAGCUGUGCGACCCAGAUCUUCAAUCACUCUUUACACCAUGGAAGGUAAGCAGUCAAAAGAAAAAGUUGACCACUUUUUGUCCAUUUUGCCACAAUUAACUUGACACACAUUCACCCAUUCGCUGAUGUAUUAAUUAUAUAAGAAAAUGGUUAGAUUAGAUCCAUGGGCUCAACUUGCAGCGUUAUUUAGGGUCCACUUCAUGUUCACGAUACCAAAGAGAGUUGACCCUGCUAAUUGUGCAGCAUCACACAGUUUGAUCGUGAUGACAUGUUGACAAAUUCAUCGGAAUUAACGCUGAUAUAAUAUGAUUAAUUAUUCACUCAAUUACAAUAAGUUGACUGACGAGUCGAGAUCUGAUGAAUGAAAACGGCUCUUUUAC
Molecule: messenger RNA, 5635 nt
Organism: Linum trigynum
Lineage: Eukaryota; Viridiplantae; Streptophyta; Magnoliopsida; Malpighiales; Linaceae
Source: the annotation of a GenBank genome assembly